AUGGUGGAGAACUUCCAAGAUGACCAAGACACCUCCAGCUCCUCAACGAGGGAGAAUCAUGUUGACAAUCAUUUGUCAACUAAACAGCUUCCCUUGCUAAGCGACUGGAGAAUAUUUCAGCAGAGAAAAGAAGGUAGCGCUGACUGGAAAGCAGGAAUUCGAGAGCAAAUGCAGCGAGAAUUAGAGGAAAAAGUUAGGGCCGUUCUGAAGACGCCGCCGAUCGAACGUCUUCAGAGGCUACGAGAACGGAACAAACUUCCGAAGGAGACAACAUCGGACGUUCUCCAGUUCAACGAUCAGCUGUUGCAGAACUGGAACAAACUGGAGAUAGAAUGUCAUCGACGAAGUCAUCGCAUGCAGUCGGUCAGUAAGAAACAACGAUUGGUCACAUCGUUCGUCCGUUCUGCGCCACCUCUCUACCAACCAUUUGUCCGAAGUGACCUUUCUGAACUAGGAUACCAGAGAAUCUACAGUACCGAACAUUGUGUUUUCACCCGACCCGACCAGGAACGAGUAUACGAAGUGAGAGAAUUCGUACACUUGGAAAAGCAAACCUUCUGCAAAGUACAACUAUUCUUUAAUUCUUUCUUUCUAUCUCUCUUUCUUUCUUUAUUUCUUUCUUUCUUUCUUUCUUUCUUUCUUUAUUUUAACACAUGUCCAGUAUUCUUUCUUUCUUUCUUUUAUUUUCCAGUAUUCUUUCUUUCUUUCUUUCUUUCUUUCUUUCUUUCUUUUUAA
This is a messenger RNA of Acanthosepion pharaonis, 735 nucleotides long. The record is from the annotation of a GenBank genome assembly. Lineage: Eukaryota; Metazoa; Mollusca; Cephalopoda; Sepiida; Sepiidae.